AUGCCUGAUGUCUUGGAACAGCCUGCUGAUAGAACCAAACGUCAACGAAUGCCGAAAGGAUUUGUUGAAAUUCUUGAAGCAAGGGUUCAACAGUUGGAGGAUUCGAUACAGAACCACCUUUCUGAACUCGAAACCCUGAAACGAACAGGUGAUUCAUCCUCCAAAAAUGAACCUCUUAUUACCGAAUCCGUACCGCCCAAUGAUGAUCGCGAAGUUUCUACAUCUGUUGUGACGGUUCAAAGUGAAAGGCCCUCCUCUCCACUGGGCUUGCCCUCAUUAACGCCCGGACAGCAUGAUGCCGUGACUGCUCCUGAAUAUUCGCCUUUAUUUUCUCGGGAGAAGGAAGCCGUAUACCCUCUCAGUGCGGAGGCUAUCGUUUCGCUUAGCAAGAUGAGCGAGAGCGACGAAUAUGGAUUGUUCAACUCUACAUCCGUUGCCUAUGCUAUGUUAGCCGCCGACGGUGGAAGUCCGUUUGGCUCAUCUGUCCUGAGAUCUAACAUAUUCCAAGACGAUUCGCACAUCUCACAAGAGCUUGAGUUAUCAAAGAUGUUGGAAAGCUUUUUGUUAAACCAAGGCGAGACCCUCCUUACUCGCUACGAAAGGAACUGUCACAGCCGGUACCCCUUCAUACAAAUGGACAAGUUAAACGGAAUCAUGGAAUCGUGCAAAGCACAGGGAAGUCUACAGCCAAUUCAAAGAGCGACCGCUGCCGAACGGUUUCAUUUCUUCACUGUGAUGGCAAUUGGUCUUGCUAUGGAAGGGCGAAGAAUAUCAUUUGCUGGGCAGAUCGAAGGAAACUUGUUCAUGGUGGCCGUAAAUCACCUUGGCGGUGUAUUUAGAUUCUCUGAUCCCAUCGACCAGAUAAGAGGUUUGUUACUUCUUACAAUCUAUAGCAUGUACAGAUCAUCGACAGGGAGCACCUGGCAUUUUGCUGGAUUCGCCAUGCGCAUCUGCAUUGCGCAUUCUUACCAUACCGGCGAACAUUCGGAAAUGAUUCAUAAAACGUUCUGGUCUACGUUUAUGCUUGAGCAAACCAUAUGCGAUGCUCUUGAGAGACUCCCCAGUUUAGGUCCCGUGGACCUUUUAUCUCAGCCCUGCUCGUCCCCUGGAACUGGAAGCCUAAGCUCUUCAGGUGACUAUGCUUGGUCUUAUUGGGUGACGCGCAGCCAACUACUUGCAAAGCUGAGCAACAACACUGGGGCUUAUUUUUCGUCUACACAAUCCCUUUUCUCCGUAUACCAACUCAAAGCACGCCAGCCGGCUGUACCGCCAGAGGAUGCUUCAUUGGCAACUUCAGCCUUUACCAACGACGUGGACCAACAGUACCUUUCCGAUCUCGUUUCCUUUUCUGCCCGAAUCGACAGCGUUCCAUCUAAAAAACUUGAUCAGUUCUGUUUGUUUGUAUCUGCCUUGAUAAUCUGCAGACUCACUUCCCUCGAGGACACUCUCCCGUCAUGGCCCAGAGGCAUUCUUCUAUUCAGAGCCGGCCUGAUAUGUCUACGAAGCAUGGGCGUCCUUGUCAUAACCGAGGAUAGCAACAGGCUCAGCUUUAUCCUCUCCGAUACGUUACGCAAAUGUUCUGACUAUCUCUCACGUCUCUGUAGCGAAUUCCAGGAACUAGCUCAAUACAGAGUUGUCUUUGACACUGCCGUCAGCCUAUAUGACUCCACAAACAGUAAAGAAGGCAUUUGA
Clonostachys rhizophaga is the source of this 1692-nucleotide messenger RNA. The record is from the annotation of a GenBank genome assembly. NCBI's taxonomy places the organism in Eukaryota, Fungi, Ascomycota, Sordariomycetes, Hypocreales, Bionectriaceae.